UAUGCAUCUAUAGUCUGGUGGCCAAAAGUGAUCCAAACGACAACUCAACAGGAACUUCAAAAAUUCCAAAGACAAGCACUGCUAUCCAUAACGGGCAGUAUGUGCACAACACCGACAGCUGCAAUGGAGGUAAUACUAGGAAUUCCUCCAUUACACCUCCAUAUAAAAGAGGAAGCAACGCUUACAGCUCUCAGACUAAAAACAUGCGGACUGUGGAAACACACAAACACAGCCCACACCAACAUCUUAAAAGAGGGAAUACAAAUAAACCCAUGUAUGGAGUGGAUAUGUGAUAAAACACAAAAACAAUUCGUGAUGGACAAAACAUACAAAAUCAAUACAGAAGAAGCUAGUAACUGCUACACAAACCCUGACACCCUAGAUGUGUACACGGAUGGGUCAAAGACAGACACAGGUACUGGAGCAGGAGUCUACUGCCAAGACCUCAAUAUACGGAUUGCACAAGCGCUUGGUAAGCACAACUCAGUCUUCCAGGCAGAAUGCGUCGGCAUCACAACUGCGGCUGUUGCCGUGACCAACAGACAGGUAUGACAGACAGUCCUCUGUGCAGAGCCUGCAUGGAGGAGGACGAGACACCGCUACACGUUAUGCUCAGUUGCAGAGGCGUAACGGAACAACGAGCAACCUACAUUGGCUCCUCAGCGACACUCCAUGAGGCUAUCGGCGACCUGGGCGGCCUGCUAAGCUUCUGGAGCGAGCUCGGCUGGAUGGAAUAAAUCCAGCGGGAACCUACACCGGAGGGACCCACGCACAACGGCCAAUCAAAUGGCUAAGUGCGGAAACGGCCCAGAAUAAAGAAGAAGAAGAAGAA
Messenger RNA from Bicyclus anynana (squinting bush brown), 832 nucleotides. RefSeq lists its product as uncharacterized. The record is from RefSeq and is a predicted model, not a curated record. Bases 100 to 552 code for a protein of 150 amino acids. NCBI's taxonomy places the organism in Eukaryota, Metazoa, Arthropoda, Insecta, Lepidoptera, Nymphalidae. The transcript is spliced from 2 exons. Gene Ontology annotation, molecular function: nucleic acid binding.